AUGGAAACACCGCCGACUGCGAACCUGCGUACCAAAACCAGGCGUGCCCUCGACGAACUCAACGGAGCAGCAACGAUGGCGCCCGAAUCCCCGACCAAGACGAAGCGGAACAAUCCCCUUCUCCCGACGCCCUCAGAGACUCUCGUUCUCGCCGCUUUUCCCGUUAUCCUCCUCUUCGGCACCAUAUUCUCCCUUCUGUCUCCCGACGUCCGAUCCUCCCAAUACGACCACGCCUCCCAGGCUCACGUCCAAGACACCGCGCCCUCGUACUUCGCUCGCAAGUCGAACCUCUUCAACGUAAUCUUCGUGAAAAGAGGCUGGUUCUGGAUCACUGCCGCCUUCUUCACAUUCAUCCUCACCCACCCCGCGACCGCGCACGCGACCCGCCGCAUACAAGCUACUCUGCGCUGGGCCCUCAUCACCACCUGGUGGUUCUUCGUCACUCAGUGGUUCUUCGGCCCGGCCAUCAUCGACCGGGGCUUUCGCUGGACUGGCGGAAAGUGCGAGCUGAUUGAAGAGAAGGUGGAGCUUGGCAAGGGAGAUGCUAAGGAGGUUUUCACAGCUGUCGCGUGUAGGGCUGCUGGCGGACGCUGGCGUGGCGGACACGACAUCAGCGGACACGUUUUCCUGUUGGUUCUUGGUUGCGGUUUUUUGCUUUCCGAGGUCAGCUGGGUGGUUCUUCGAUGGAAGGGAGCCCGGAGGGAGGAGCGCAGCGUCGUUAUGACCGAUGGUGCCACCAAGACGGCUACAGUCGAGGCACAGGGCCUUCAGGGAGAGCCUGUCCCGGGCGAUGCUCUUGGCUUGGGAGGCAAGUUUGCGCUUGGUGUCGUCGGUUUGAGCUCUUGGAUGCUGCUGAUGACAGCCAUCUACUUCCACACCUGGUUCGAGAAGGUUACUGGCCUUACGACUGCCCUCGUCGCACUUUACGGUGUUUACAUUCUUCCUCGUUUUGUUCCGGUGAUACGGCAGGUGGUUGGGUUGCCUGGGAUUUGA
Molecule: messenger RNA, 993 nt
Organism: Colletotrichum karsti
Lineage: Eukaryota; Fungi; Ascomycota; Sordariomycetes; Glomerellales; Glomerellaceae
Product: inositol phospholipid synthesis protein Scs3p
Exons: 2
Coding region: 1-993 (330 amino acids)
Biological process (GO): lipid storage; lipid droplet organization; phospholipid biosynthetic process
Cellular component (GO): endoplasmic reticulum membrane
Source: RefSeq, a predicted model, not a curated record